AUGUACAGUUUUGUCUCUAUGCCCUACUGUAGGGGGCUGAUGGGAAAUGUAGGCGGGGAGACCCGCAGGGGUCGUGGGCGGGGUAGGGGGCGUGGCAGGAAGGAGGAAGGGAUGACAGAGAUGCACCAAGAAAUGAACAAAGUACCCGACCUCCAAUAUCAACAACAACAACAACAGCAGCAGCAGUUCCACCAACAACAGCACUUUCAACAACAGCAGCACCAACACCAUCACCUCCAACAGCAGCAAAAUAUACAACCUCAACAGCAGCAGCACCUACAACACCUUCAUCAAGAGCAUCCACAGCACCAGAAACCUUUCAAGCCUAUCAAGAUCAAGCUGCCUAUCCCCUCUAUGUCUCCCUCGGACUCCUUGCUAAGGACAGACUCCCUGUCCAGCACCGACCCGGUUCUCUCUGACGGGUCAGUGGGCUCGGCCCCUUCCCUGGGCCUGAGUCCAGGAACCACCGCUGGGAUGGACAUGAACAUCACCAGGAGCCAGGAGAAGAUGAAGCAGAAAGCUCAAGCCCAGGAGAUGACGUGGGAGAGGGACAUGGAUGAGCAGCUGACCCCAGAGGCCUGGGCUGCCAUGCAGAAGCUCUCCAACACGACGGAGGACAAGCCCCCGGAGCUGAAGUCUAAUUUCAUGGCCUCCUUCCUGGACUUCCUCAAGACGGGGAAGAAGCAGCCUGAAUCUGGACCUGGUGGACCACAAGACCUAGGAGGGCCAGUGGAAGGAGCUGAAACCACAGACUCUUCCUCCCUGAAGGGUAGGAUCCUGUCCCCGCCUCCCCCUCCACCUCCCCCUCCUCCACCCCCUCCGUUUGGGGACAGUAGCGAGGGCGAGGACGGGCUGAGCCCCUGUAAGCGUCUGGACGACGAGCUGAAGAGGAACCUGGAGACGCUGCCAUCCUUCUCCUCCGACGAGGAGGAGGAGGACUCUGUCAGUAAGAACCAGGACCUGCAGAAGAGCAUCUCCUCGGCCAUAUCUGCCCUUUAUGACACGCCCCAUUCGCUGGCUGCAGCCGUGGCCCCGCUCCCACCCAGCCCAUCUCCGCCCCAGAGCCCAUCGCUGCCACCAACGCCGCCGCCAUUGGCCCAAAUGCAGGAGGACGUAGCCGAUCUGGAGGAGCAGGACGAUGACGUAGAGACACAAAUGCAACUACACAACACACAGGCCAACACACAGCCAAAUACACCGCCCCCAGAACAGGAAGGACUGAAAGGGAUGGACGGAGAGGAUGAACGACAAGAGGAGAUGGAGAAAGAGGAGGAGAUGGAGAAAGAAGAGAGGGUAGAGGAAGACCUGAAUGUAGAGUGCAGGGGUGUGGAGAAAGAGGUAGAGGAGAGGGAAGAGGAGGAGGAGAGAGAGCCUGAGUUUGAGAUGCUGGAUGAGAUGCUGGAUGCUCCUAAAGUGGAAGAUGAUGAAGAGGAGCAGCAGGAGCCAUCCCCCAAACAAACCCACAACCCCUCCUCUCUCCUCCCCCCAGCUCCUCUCCCCCAGCCCUGCCCUCUAUCCACCCUCCCCUUCCCCUGCAAUGCCCCCCUCCACUACCCCCCCCCCUCCUCUUCCCCUCCCCUUUCGGAUUGUCCAGAGUUGGCCCAGCCUUCCGCCUCACCCUCCUCUUCCCCACCCUCACCCCCCACCCCUGAGGAUGCGCCAGCCCCCAAGAUCACCUCUCUGCACCUGGCCAAAAAGCAGGACAAUGCGGCCAUCGCUGGAGAGAGCGAGGAGGAGGACAGCGAGAGUGGCGGCGAGGGCAUCUUCCGGGAGAGAGAUGAGUUUGUGGUGCGGACUGAGGACAUUGGCACGCUCAAGAUGGCCCUGCAGACCGGCCGCGAGCCACCACCCAUCUGGAGAGUGCAGAAAGCCCUGCUGCAGAAGUUCAGCCCCGAGAUCAAAGACGGACAGAGGCAGUUCUGUGCCACCAGCAACUAUCUGGGCUACUUUGGRGAUGCCAAGAUGCGGUACCAACGUCUCUAUGUCAAGUUCCUGGAGAAUUUCAAUAAAAAGGAUUAUGUCCGUGUGUGCUCACGUAAACCCUGGCACAGACCUGGACUCAUGUUUGGAGGAUAG
Salvelinus sp. IW2-2015 is the source of this 2076-nucleotide messenger RNA. NCBI's taxonomy places the organism in Eukaryota, Metazoa, Chordata, Actinopteri, Salmoniformes, Salmonidae. The record is from RefSeq and is a predicted model, not a curated record.